AUGGCUCAGGCUUCAACAUCAGCUAUUCCCCCCAUCCAUCGGGUGCUCUUCUUAAACUCAACAAGAGACCCAUACGACAUCUCAGUUGUCGAGCAGCCCACACCGCAGGCUGUACCAGGCAGUGCAGUCAUCCAGAUCCUAGGAGCCGCCGUCCUGUCGUACGCCGGAGAUAUCUUCAGCGGCCGCAAGCCCUAUCCAUAUCCAACACCCUUCGUCCCUGGUUCCUCUGCUAUCGGUCGAGUUGCUGGAGUCGGAUCCGACGCCACAAAGCUCGAAGUGGGUCAGCUGGUCUAUUUCGACUGUUAUAUUCACGGCCGUGACGAUCCAGACUCUUCGAUCCUUCAUGGCCUAUUUUACGGAUUCGAUCCUAGCAGCAACAAGCUCAUGGAAAACGAGUGGAGGAAUGGUACAUAUGCCGAGUACUCUAAAGUGCCGUUGGAGAAUUGCUUCCCGUUAGAUGAGCAGAGACUCCUCGGUAGCCCUGCCGAAGGGGGCCUUGGCUAUAACCUGGCCGACUUGUCAUAUCUCUCCAAAUUGGCGGUCCCCAUCGGAGGACUUCGAGUUGUGGACGUCAGAGCCGGUGAAAAAGUCAUCAUUGCGCCGGCCACUGGGGCCUUUGGCAGUGCGGCUGUAGUCGCCGCAUUGGCAAUGGGAGCGCAAGUGAUCGCCGUGGGACGAAACCUCGAUGCACUGGAAAAAGUGAAGUCCCUCGGCCCGGAAGGAAGAGUUAGGACAGUUCAGAUCACCGGUGACGUGACUCAUGAUGUCGGAGAGUUAACCAAGUCCGGUCCUGCCGAUGUUUUCUUCGAUAUAUCACCUGAGCAAGCAGCCAAGAGCACACACUUUACGAGCUGCAUCCAGGCCUUGGGUCGUGGAGGUCGGGUGAGUCUCAUGGGGCCAUUCAUGGAGUUGUCUUUACCUAUCAUGGCCAUGAUGGGAAAGGAUAUUACUGUCAAAUGCAAGUUUAUGUACACGAAGGAGGAUAUAAGAUUUAUGAUUCGGCUAGUUGAGGCUGGUGACUUGAAGCUUGGUCAGGCUGGAGGUGUUCAGGCAGCUGGCCUGUUUCCACUGGAGCAAUUUGAGGCUGCCUUUGAUACGGCUGCCAAAAUGGGUGGUCCGGGUAUGCAAACAAUUAUCGCUCCUUGA
This is a messenger RNA of Penicillium daleae, 1146 nucleotides long. RefSeq names its product putative isopropanol dehydrogenase. Gene Ontology annotation, molecular function: oxidoreductase activity. The transcript has a single exon. The record is from RefSeq and is a predicted model, not a curated record. Bases 1 to 1146 code for a protein of 381 amino acids. Gene Ontology annotation, cellular component: mitochondrion. NCBI's taxonomy places the organism in Eukaryota, Fungi, Ascomycota, Eurotiomycetes, Eurotiales, Aspergillaceae.